Molecule: messenger RNA, 3457 nt
Organism: Sphaeramia orbicularis (orbiculate cardinalfish)
Lineage: Eukaryota; Metazoa; Chordata; Actinopteri; Kurtiformes; Apogonidae
Gene: cbx4
Product: chromobox homolog 4 (Pc class homolog, Drosophila)
Exons: 5
Coding region: 261-1940 (559 amino acids)
Biological process (GO): protein sumoylation; negative regulation of transcription by RNA polymerase II
Cellular component (GO): PRC1 complex
Molecular function (GO): SUMO binding; SUMO ligase activity
Source: RefSeq, a predicted model, not a curated record
CCAGGCUGAAGCUAUUGCACGAAAAGAGCUGCUCGCAGCCGCACUACUGUGAAUAUCUCUAUGCUCAUUGCCAGGACUGUGGAGUGUGCAAAAAGGAGGGAGAGCGAGAGCGAGGAGAGGUGGAGGGGAAUACGGUUGGAUUUGGAUACAACUGGAAAACUACCAAGCGCGCACAGCACGCACCGAAAGGAAGGCAUAUCGACGGUGCGUAGCCAACAUUUCACCUACUCCCCGUCCCCUGCGAUCGGUUUCAGGCGAGAAUGGAGCUCCCUGCCGCCGGAGAGCACGUCUUUGCGGUAGAGGGCAUCGAAAAGAAGCGCAUCCGCAAGGGCAAAACAGAGUACCUGGUCAAGUGGCGAGGAUGGUCUCCUAAAUACAACACAUGGGAACCAGAGGAAAACAUCCUUGACCCGCGUCUCCUGGUCGCGUUUCAACACAGAGAAAGGCAGGAGCAGCUGAUGGGAUAUCGAAAGCGAGGGCCGAAACCAAAACACAUUCUGCUCCAGGUUCCCUCAUUUGCACGAAGGUCAAGUAUUCCUGCAGGUUUUGAGGAAACAUCACAGGAAGCAGAAACCAGCCUCAAAUCCGACCCCAUCCAGGUCCAGCGCUCCCAGCCUCAGCAGUACCAGCUGAACAGCAAAAAGCACCACCAGUACCAGCCCAGCAGCCAGGAGGUUCCUGCUGACCAGAUGGCCAACGGCAAGAAGAAGUUCAUCUACCAGCUAAACAGCAAGAAGCACCACCACUACGAGCCCGACCCCAGUAUGUACGACGCACAGGCCUCCAGGCUUAAGGAGGUGGUCAAAGUCCAGGAACCAGCCAAUAAACCAGCCAAUCCUGGUUGGAACUUGCCGCUGGCUUUGCAGCAGAAAUGGGUCCGUGACAAAGAUACAGGCUGUUUGAGCAAAGUUAAAGAGUUGGCAGUCGAGGUGAGGAAACCAGCUGUUAAGGAGCCUGACAGUGAACAUGCCCUUAAACCCAGUCCUAAAGAUGUAACCCUACCUAGCACUAUUAGCAGCAAAAUGAAGAUAAUCAAGAAUAAAAACAAGAAUGGACGUAUUGUGAUUGUCAUGAGCAAAUAUAUGGACAGUAACAAGGUACAUGGAGCAAAGGGUAAACAUGGGGAAUCAUCAAGUGAAGAGAAACCCCAGAACACCAAACCAUCAGAGAACAAUCCAGCACACAGAACCAAAAUGGUGGAGCCGUUGCACCUUGAAAAUGGCAUCCACAAAGAGAUGUGUAACGGCAGAUCUCCCCCUGCCGCAGAACACCCAGUGAAGUGUUCCCCAAAGGACCGGCAUUUUUCCAAACCUUCCCCAAGCACAGCAGAGGAAUACAACACUGAAGUGGCUUGUGGUCAGGCUGAUUUGCCAGAAGACCUGCCGUUACAGCUGACCGCAUGCUCGCCCCCGACGUCCUGGUCCACUGACACCAACAUCCCAACACCGACCGCCGUCGACCAAAUCAGGAUUCCCUCUUUUCCCAACGACCGCAAACGAAAGCUGUCAGAUCCCGUGGAGGAUAGGAGCGUUUCCAAAGCCUUCCUAACUUCCAGGAGCUUCAGCGUACCCAGUGCUGUGGUAACGCCCCCUCAGGAUAAACCCAUGGACCUCCACUGCAGCCGCCCACGCCACAGCAGUAUAUGUACAUAUGGAACUAUGGACUCUGAAAGCCAGGAGGAGCCCAUGGAUCUCAGCUGCCCAAAGACUAAAAGGCAGCCAGAGCCAGAAGUACAGCCAGAACCAGAACCAGAACCAGUACCAGAGUCACAGCCAGCUGUCAAAGACACGCCUCCAGUGACUGAGAACUCUGAGAAAUCCACAGAGAAAUCAAAGGAAACAUCUGUGAAAAAAAUCUCCCCUUUUAUGGGGAACAUCAUCAUCACAGACAUUACAACAAACAGUCUCACUGUCACCUUCAAGGAAUACGUUUCUUUCUAAAAGACCGUGGGGACCACCAGCGACAAAUCGGAUAAUCUUGUCUAAAUGUACAUUUGUAAAAACAUAAGAAUUUUGUAUAUAUGGAAAUUUAUAAUUUAUCAUUCAAAGUCAAUAUGUUUCUUAUAAUGUUUUAUACUGUAAUUCUUCUGUGAUGUAGCCAAGAAAGUGCCCUCGAGGAUUUGAGCGAAUACAUUCAGGUGGAUGUAUUCCACUAUUUAAAAAGAUCUGCUUAUUGAACUUGAUGGGAUACCUGUACCAAACCUAUAACCUGAGAUGUAUGAAGGUUUAUACAUAUUUUGUAUUAAUAAUAUCACUUAUUUUGGUCCUACUAGAAAGUGGAGAGGAACGUUUUGAGUCUAUGGCGAUCAAAGAUCAAAUUAAAGCACUUAAUUGCAUUUCCAUGUAAUCAUUUCUGUCAUGUACUCAUGAGAAGUAGUGGAGAAAGAGCUGAUUCAGUCUUAUUUUUUAAUGAUUUGUACUCCAUACUGUCGAAACUGGCAUGUUUUGUGAAAUGGUUUGUGUGUUGCUUGGUUAAGUUAAAAAAAAUAAUCCAUGACAACAACACCUUAACACAAUGCUCCAGUCCUUUUCAUGUGAACUUCAUUUUGUGUAAAUGUGGUCUCAAUCUGAUCUGUCACUAUGUUGCACAGUUCAUCUUGAGCAAACAUUUAAAGAAAAAGGAUGAUGUGCAUUUUCAAAGAUCAGCUAUUCUACAGAAAGCCGUGUCAUUUAUCAAACAUGUAACUGUUCAGGUGACGUUGAUUCUUACCAUAAUGAGGCUGUGAUUUAUUACCUUAUUAUGGACCUCAUCUACUGCUGGAGUUACUUCAAAGGAUCUAUGCUAGUCUUGUUAGGAGUUUCUAAUGUCGCAGAGAUUAGCAACAUUCAUCUCAUUUUUUUUUUUUAACUGAAGCAUAUUAUAUGAUCUGAAGAAUACAUGUGACUGCUAUAUGUUUUAGAACAAGCUACAGGGUUGCUUUUAACUAACUAGUAUGUUGUACAGAUAAAAUAUGAGCUGCAAAACUGGUUUUGUAUACUGUUACAUGCAAUCCAAUGAGUGCAAGCUGUUUUGAUUAUGCUGCUGAAAAUUCAAAUGUCAUAGUUUUGUGUGAGAAAAACUAUUGGAUGUAACCCACAUUUGAGUCUAAAUUGCCUUCUACGCACAUUUAAUGCAAAACCAGUAUGAAUGCGAAAUGCUAUAGUACUGAAAAUGAAGAGUGCAUAUUUAUUGACAUUUAAUUUGUUGUUCAAAACAAUAAUAUGUUCUCUGCAUCAGAAGCUGCAAGUGAUUCACUGAACACUUUGUCCGUUUCAAUAAAAUGUUUUAUGUUUAUGCUACUUUUUUUUUUUUUGUUCUGAAUCAUUUGUUUUGUUUUGUUCAUUCUGUUCCUGUACUUGGUUCCAAGUCAAAAUGAUUGUUAUAAAGUAUGUUCUACCAGACAUUGGUUGAUUUAUUGCUGUUGGCACAGCUUAUUGGAUGGUAUGUCUCACAAUAAAGAAAGAAAAAUGACCUCUCA